Molecule: messenger RNA, 1357 nt
Organism: Phanerochaete carnosa HHB-10118-sp
Lineage: Eukaryota; Fungi; Basidiomycota; Agaricomycetes; Polyporales; Phanerochaetaceae
Exons: 1
Coding region: 596-1171 (191 amino acids)
Source: RefSeq, a predicted model, not a curated record
CUGUCUGUCCUACGAAGAGGACUCAUCUGCGACCUUGUGCAUCUUCGUUCCUUUUACGAUUCCAAACUUUGCUGCAUCCUUUAGGGCUCAUUUUCUCAUGCAUACUACUGGGUUGCAGAUGCAUAUCUAGUCGCCGUCAGCACCUGUUCAUCCGCAGCAACCCCCAUUUAGAAACGACGACAUUCUUGCCAUACUUCCGCAACCACCGAACGCCUCUGACGAAUCCAUCACACGCCUACGCUCACUUAUAACUCUUCUCUGUCAUCUACAUCUCGAAAUGAUCAUUCUUGAAGAGAAAAUGCCGGGUCUUCCUCCCCCUCCGCCGUACUCUCCUGGCGGAAAUGCUGCUCCACCCUUCCCACCGCCGUUCCCGUACAGCUCACGAGAGAGACCUACGCUGGGCAAUCUGCCCUCGCAUCUACUUUUGCGUACCGUAUACUUGACGUUCACUAACGCGUCAUGUUUGGAAAAGCAGAGGAAGACGUUGCACUGGCUCGCGGUUAGCUUAAGGAUGGUGAACAGAGCAUUUUAUGUCGGUGAGUGGCAUCCGCAGUGUCCCUCAGCGUAGCCCGUGGCUAUAACAUACGUAGCUUGUAUGCACGUCCUCCGUUCGACGUACCUUCAAGCGUACGCUUCCCUCGUCCACCCACCAUACAGCUCCGACCCUUUCCCGCUACAGUCCCCAUCCCCGUCCACCAUACCCAAACCCGCCAACUCGCACAUACAAAUUCGCUCAUUACAGCGUGAAACGCAAGUGCUGGACCUAUUCAUAACUCUAAAGGUCCGCGAGGACGUCUGGUUGGACGAAUCCGAGCUGCACCUCGAGCGUGAUGAGAGUUUCCGCGAUCUCUUCGAUCUCAUGCAGCCGCGCGCACGGACCGAGGAUCUCGUGCGGGGAUAUGGCCUGCGCGAAGGCGUAAUCAGUACGGAUGCAGAUGGAACCAUUGCCCAAACCGUGAACAGUGCAUCUUCAUCGAGGACGAAGCAGCGAACGGUGCCGUUCAACACCCUUUCUGUCUCGUUCUCGUCGAGACGUCUUGGUCUUGUGCUGAUGACGAGAGAGCGGAAGAAGACAAUUGUUGAGGUCGGGCGAGUGAAGGAUGAGAAGCUGGAGGUCGGGGCGAAGAAACUGGUGAAGGAGCUGAAAUCGUGGCUUUCGAUUAACGCUUGAUAUUCCUUGUUAACAUGCUUACGGACACACGUGUACAGUUCUGUACUGCUACGAUAGCGCUGCUAAUGUCUGUAUCCCUACUCACAGAGCUUGAUACCACAUACACGCGAGUUUACGGAGUAUGGUCGGUUCCUGUACUUAUCUCUUGUUCAAACGUAAUAUACGUUGUACCAAACGGCUGCUGCU